Arachis duranensis is the source of this 630-nucleotide messenger RNA. RefSeq lists its product as uncharacterized. The record is from RefSeq and is a predicted model, not a curated record. The transcript has a single exon. Bases 63 to 500 code for a protein of 145 amino acids. NCBI's taxonomy places the organism in Eukaryota, Viridiplantae, Streptophyta, Magnoliopsida, Fabales, Fabaceae.
UAGGGCAUGGCAUUGAAGUUGAAGUGUGGAAGAAUUCUUAAGAGGUUGUUUCCACUAAAGGAAUGGAGGUAUAUGGCAAAUCUAUGGUUGCCGCUCCUGCAAAUGUUAUUUAUAUGUCGAGUAUUUUGGGCCGUGAUGGACCAAAUCCUGUACAUAAGUGCGACUGGAAAUGUGAAAACGAAAAUGUUUGUGGGAACAUGUAUCGCUGCAAGCUAACAGGGCUAACUCACAUCUGUGAUAAAAACUGUAACCAGAGAAUUUUGUAUGAUAACCACAGCUCGCUUUGUAGAGCAAGUGGUCAAAUUUUCCCCCUUACAACAGCAGAGGAACAAGCAGUGAGGGGUGUUCGAAGAAAGCUCGAUGCGGAUAAUUCAUCGUCCGAUGGCUGUGGUUUUAAGCGUAGACGGGAUGCACAAUUCCAUACUUCUCCUUUCGAGAGAUUUUUUUCUGCUGUCAGUCCUAUCUGCAACCAAGUUGGAGAUGACAUGGAUAUGAGCUAGAUACAUGUUUCCUUCCUUUUUGGAUCUUUUUUUCUUUUUCCCUUUUACUAUUAGAUGAGUAUCAAUUACAGCAAUUGAAUAAAUGGACUACCUAUUGGUGGACAACAUGUAUGUCCAUCCACUUUGAGAA